AUGUUGCGUUGGGGCAUUCUGGGCACCAGCUUCAUCUCCCACACAGUGGUAAAAGCCAUCCUCGAUAGCCCUGGUUCACGCAUCACGGCCGUUUUUGGGCGCAACGAGGCCCGCCUCGAAGAGUUCGCCGCAAAGUACAGCAUCGCCACCAAGUACCAAGACCUGGAAGCCCUGCUCGACGAUGCUGAAGUCGACGUCGUCUACGUCGGCCUGCCCAGCCAUAUGCACUCUGCCGCAGUGAUUGCCGCUGCGAAGAGGGGCAAGGCCAUUCUCUCGGAAAAGUCUCUUGCAACGACCAUGGACGACUCUCACGCCAUGAUGGCGGCUGUCAAGGAGGCAAAUGUCUUCUUCCUUGAGGGCCUCAUGUAUCUCUGCCAUCCUUUGAUGGACAAGAUUGCCUCAAUUGUGCACUCCGGCGUUCUGGGCACAGUCAAGGGCAUGUCGGGCUACUACGCCGCCAACAUCUGGAAGAAGGCCAAUCCACUCGGAAUGGGCACCAUCUACAACUUGGGCUGCUACCCGGUUUCUCUGGUGCACUUCAUCAUGGAGACUGCCUUUGGACCUGAAGCCUUUGCAAAGAGACAAAUCACCGGACUGGGCAACGUCUCCAGCGAGGGCACCUUGCAUGUUCGGGAUGCCUCUCUCAAUGUCCGAUUCGACAACGGAGUUUUGGCCACCAUUCAAUCCACCGAUAGUUUCGGCAACGACUUUGGCUUUUCCAUCCAGGGCGACAAAGGCGUGCUGCGAUUUAGGACAAACCCCUGGCUCCCGCUGGCUGGUGAUAACAUCAUCGAGAUCAAGACCUAUGGCGGAUCCACGGAGGAAAUCGUUGUAGGCGCUCAAAUGGAUGCUUUUGGACAUCAAGUCAAGCGUGUGGAAGACUGUGUUGCCCAGGGCGUCAAAGAAGCCCCGCGGCCAUCGCCCAGCUGGACAAAUUCUGUUGAAAUCAUGGGGCUGUUAACAGAUUGGGAGGCGGACAUUAAAAAGCGACACUCCAAUUAG
Messenger RNA from Trichoderma atroviride IMI 206040, 1002 nucleotides. RefSeq lists its product as uncharacterized. Gene Ontology annotation, molecular function: nucleotide binding. Lineage: Eukaryota; Fungi; Ascomycota; Sordariomycetes; Hypocreales; Hypocreaceae. The record is from RefSeq and is a predicted model, not a curated record.